Messenger RNA from Sitodiplosis mosellana (orange wheat blossom midge), 850 nucleotides. It is a transcript of the gene RpL24-like, whose product is annotated as probable ribosome biogenesis protein RLP24. The transcript has 2 exons. Lineage: Eukaryota; Metazoa; Arthropoda; Insecta; Diptera; Cecidomyiidae. The coding region runs from base 110 to 694 and encodes 194 amino acids. Gene Ontology annotation, biological process: ribosomal large subunit biogenesis. The record is from RefSeq and is a predicted model, not a curated record. Gene Ontology annotation, cellular component: nucleolus.
CUGUCAGACUAAAUGUGAUUCUUUUCAAUGCGCUACUCCACGUGAGAGCGUUUCGCAAGAAAAUAACAAACAUUUUUAUUGUAAAAAAAAGCUAAAUUAAACAGUUAAAAUGCGUAUUGAAGUGUGUUAUUUUUGCUCCAGUAAGAUCUAUCCUGGACACGGUAUUCAAUUCGUGCGGAACGAUUGUAAGAUUUUCAAAUUCUGUCGAUCAAAAUGCCACAAAGCGUUCAAGAAGCGCAAGAACCCACGUAAGGCUAAAUGGACCAAAGCCUACCGUAAAACAGCUGGCAAAGAACUAACGGUUGAUCCAAGCUUUGAGUUUGAAAAACGUCGCAACGUUCCAAUCAAAUACAGCCGUGAACUAUGGCAGAAGACCGUCGAUGCCAUUGGACGUGUCAGCGAAAUCAAAAACAAACGUACUGGCUUGUACGUCAUGCAAAGGUUACGCAAGGGCCGUGAAAAGGAAAUUGAAAUGGAUGUUAAAGAUGUACAAAAGAAUAUGUCAUUGAUUCGAUCGCCAGCCGCUGGUCUGAAAGAGCGUCAAGCUAAGGAAGCCGCACAACAAGCAGCAAUGAUGGACGAAGACGAUGAUGAAGAAAACAUUACCUAUGUCGAUGCCAAACAGCUCGAACGACAAUUGGCUCAAGGCGCAGCCAUGGAUUCUGACGAUGAAAUGCUGGCCGAAGAGAAUUGAAAGUUUACGUCAUUUUUUUUCUCGUUAGCUUUAGGUUAGUUUUACUUGGCGCAAUUAAGAGAUUAAGGCACACUGUUUGAUUUUCCAAUGAAUUUCCAUCUCAUUUUAUGUUAAUAAAAAUGCAAUGUUGAAUGAACAUAAUGCGGAAAAAAACAA